This is a messenger RNA of Rhizophagus irregularis DAOM 181602=DAOM 197198, 678 nucleotides long. The record is from RefSeq and is a predicted model, not a curated record. Lineage: Eukaryota; Fungi; Glomeromycota; Glomeromycetes; Glomerales; Glomeraceae.
UUUCGUGAAUUUAUCACUAAAUGGAUCGUCUGUGACGACCAACCCUUUACAGUUGUAGAAAAUGAACAACUUCAAAAAAUAUUUCAAUUAUUAUUCCCUAAUAUUAAAACUAUAUCAGCAGAUACAGCCCGUAAUGAUAUUAUAGAUGCGUUUAAGGAAGAAAGAAAUAAAAUUCAAAAUAUUUUACAGAAUGCUCCAGGUUGUCUUACAUUUACACUUGAUGCGUGGACUUCUUCAAACUUCCUUCCAUUUCUCAGAAUUACAGUGCAUUGAAUUUCCCAAAACUGGGAAUUAAAAGAAAUUUUGAUCGAUUUUUGUAAAUUAUCUGGCCUGCAUUCUGGAGAAAAUCUAUUUCAAACUUUUAUCCAAUGUUGUGAUGAUAUGAGAAUUCUUACUAAAAUUAUAGCAUGUACAACAGACAAUGCUUCUAAUAAUGAUACUUUAAUGAAGUCACUAGAAUCGGUUUGUCAAGAGAGGAGUAUAGAUUUUACCACAAAAAACAAUUACGUUCGAUGUCUGGCUCAUAUCAUUAACCUUGCCGCACAAGCAGCUCUUUCUAGUUUAAAAGUUGGAUAUGUGGAAAAUGAAAACGUACUUUUAAAUGAUACUAAUGAAAUAACUGAAGUAAUUCCAAAGCUUCACAAACUUAUUAUUAAAAUUCACGCAUCCCCCAAAAAC